Symbiodinium natans is the source of this 1530-nucleotide messenger RNA. The record is from the annotation of a GenBank genome assembly. Lineage: Eukaryota; Dinophyceae; Suessiales; Symbiodiniaceae.
AUGGUGAAAAGGGAGGAAAGGGAGAAAGCGGUGAGAAAACAGGAGAGAAGGCAGCAGCAGGAAUUGGAGAAGGUCGAUGCGCACGAACUGCGCGUCCCGCUGGCUCAGGUGGAGCCAUCCCAACCGACUCCAGGCCUUGGCGCGGAGCCGGUUGCGGAGAUCCCGGCGGAGGUACAAGCAGCCGAGGCGCGCGCGGCCGCAUUCUCCCAGCUGUCGCCACUUGGAGCUCGCCUUGCCCAGCUUCGCGAGGCGAAGAUCCUGGAAGCAAAGAGCAUGGAACAAAGGAUCACAGAGGAUGCAAAAUUGGCGGAGGAAGCGAAGCUUCAGGAGCAAGAGCGUUUGGAAGAGGAGGUGAGGUUGGCAGAGGAGGCGAGGGUUGCAGAGGAGGCGAGGUUGGCGGAGGAUGCGACGCGCAGGCAGCAAGAGCUGCUGGCAGAGGAGGCGAGGUUGGCAGAGGAGGCGAGGUUGGCAGAGGAGGCGAGGUUGGCGGAGGAAGCGAAGUUGGCCGAGGAAGCGAAGCGCAAGGAGCAAGAGCGGCUGGCAGAGGAGGCGAGGUUGGCAGAGGAGGCGAUUUUGGCGGAGGAAGCGAAGCGCAAGGAGCAAGAGCGUUUGGCAGAGGAGGUGAGGUUGGCAGAGGAGGCGAGGUUGGCGGAGGAAGCGAAGCGCAAGGAGCAAGAGCGGCUGGCAGAGGAGGCGAGGUUGGCAGAGGAGACGAUUUUGGCGGAGGAAGCGAAGCGCAAGGAGCAAGAGCGUUUGGCAGAGGAGGCGAGGUUGGCAGAGGAGGCGAGGUUGGCGGAGGAAGCAAAGCGCAAGGAGCAACAGCGGCUGGCAGAGGAGGCGAGGUUGGCACAGGAGGCAAGGUUGGCGGAGGAAGCGAAGCGCAAGGAGCAAGAGCGGCUGGCAGAGGAGGCGAGGUUGGCAGAGGAGGCAAGGUUGGCGGAGGAAGCGAAGCGCAAGGAGCAAGAGCGGCUGGCAGAGGAGGCGAGGUUGGCAGAGGAGGCGAGGUUGGCGGAGGAAGCUAAGCGCAAGGAGCAGGAGCGGCUGGCAGAGGAGGCGAGGUUGGCACAGGAGGCGAGGUUGGCGGAGGAAGCGACGCGCAGGGAGCAAGAGCGUUUUGCAAAGGAGGCGAGGUUGGCAGAGGAGGCGAGGUUGGCGGAGGAAGCGAAGCGGCAGGAGCAAGAGCGUUUGGCAAAGGAGGCGAGGUUGGCAGAGGAGGCGAGGUUGGCGGAGGAAGCGAAGCGGCAGGAGCAAGAGCGGCUGGCAGAGGAGGCGAGGUUGGCAGAGGAGACGAGGUUGGCGGAGGAAGGGAAGCGCAAGGAGCAAGAGCGGCUGGCAGAGGAGGCGAGGUUGGCAGAGGAGGCGAGGUUGGCGGAGGAAGCGAAGGAUAAGGAGCAAGAGCCUUUGGCAGAGGCUGCCGACAUCGAUACUUCUGCCGAGAAGAGACCCAAAAGAACGAAGACGAAGACGAAAGCAAAGCCCAAGCCGAAGCAAACGGUGGUGUCCGUCGGCGGAAUGACCUUCUCGGCAUGA